GAGUGCGCGUGCGCGGGGAAUUCCACGACUCGCCACUGCCCCAUCGUAGUACGACUCAACGGCGAUUCGGACGGGCAAUUGUUCCGGUGGAGUAUUCGAUCAAUCGUAAAUGCCGAUGUAUCGAUGACCUCAUCCGUCCGCCCGCCCGCGGCAAGUUCGCGCGGCUGCGGUGAGUGUGCUCUUUUUAAACAUGGGGAGGUUACUUUUUUGAAGUAAUAUGUGGAACCUCGGUAACCGUGCUGCCGUGGUGUUGAUCUGUGUGACGUGCGGGUGCGUGCUGGUCUACAACGCCUGGGGUGCGAUACUCGCGCUCAUACUGUCGCUGCUCGUCGUGGUUUACGCGUGCUACUCGUUGCUCGCCAACGACAGCCUAGUGUUUCCGCAGGAAACUUAUCGCGUGUUCGUCUACCUGCGGGAGGCGAUUCACGAGCUACGCGUGGCACUGGAACCCGCUGUCGGCCACGUUAGCGGAUAUACGCGCAAGCUCUGGCGUGGCGCCGGUCAUUAUUACCGCGAACGUUUCCCGCUCGAGACGAUGGACGGACGACGCGGAAGAGGUAAGAGUUAUCAGCUCAGCAGUGACUCUUACGACACGGCUUUCGUCAAAAGCAGGGACUCCUUGACGCCGGUGACGAGCAGGUUCAGCCCGAUCGGCCAGUCGGGCCAGAUCAGGCGCGACAAUGAUACGACGUAUCACAGGUUCUGCCAAGCCGGCGACCACGAGCGCUCGCAGCAGCUCGUUUUAGGCAAGCACACCUCCACACCGGUACUCCGGCCCGGCGACAGGGAGGACGACAGGAACGGUGACAUAGGUCUGCUUCCUCGCAAGGAGACCUCGUCUUUUUGUAUUACUCAGAGCCAUACGCUGAAUCGUGGUGAAAAUAUCACACAGUUCAGCCCGGAAGGCUCUCCGUGGGGUGCCAGUAUCAGCCCCAAGAUGCGCCCGAGGCCAGCGGGCAUGAAGACAGUCCAGACAGUGGCUGGACCGCUAUUAGCAUCCACGAGAUACAACAUUGACCCGAAGAUGUACGCAGACGUGUCGUCUCCGGGACUCACGACGAGGCUAACCAAGUAUGCUACAGAAGCAAAGAGCAAACUAACGCAUCAGUCCCACUAUGGCACAGGACAGUUCCCAAAAGUUAAUCUCUACGCCAAUCCUGUUCCAUUACUGAACACGAAAUCGACAAAGAUGAGAAUGCCGGUGACGGUCAGACUGGCGCCACCUGAAGUCGCGAGAUAUUCUCCUCCGGAAAGGCAGAGAAUCCUGUCUAAUAUCCGCCAUACGCCGAACAACAAAUCAACUACUAAUGUUGUCCAGGUAUUAAGAGAAAUAUCCUUGAAACGACACGCGUCGAGGGAAGACGUCACUUUCGACGUAGCUAAGAAGCAAAGAACGGAAGACCUUUUCGAUGAAGAAACGGAAAUGGUCUUGGAAGAGACUAAACAGAAACGGGCCAGGGACGAUUCUAGAUCGGAGGAGGAACUCUCUCCUCAGAAUAUAUCCAUCAGACCUGCCAAGAAACGUACAAAAACGCAAUCCUGUUAUGACAUUUUGAACUCACUGAGCUCCAGCAUCCAUGUUUCCCCCGGUGUUAAAAGGAAAGCAAUUGACUUCUCCCGCAGCGGGACACCCGAAUUCGAGAAGCACUUCAAGUCUCUGAAAAGCGUACAGACCAGUAACUCCAGUCCUCUCAAUUUACCGCAGUCUCAGAACUUGGACAUAAAUCACAGUCAUAGGCAUGACAUGAAAGAAAUAUACUCGAAAAAUCUCGAGACCAUUACCUGCGACAAGGUGCAGGAAACUCUCUUGACGAAAGGUAUAUUGAAGAUGUCUAAUAACGAGGCGAGGGUCAAUCUGAACAAGCCAGUGCCGACGGUCCAUAAGGUUGCAAAAAGCGUCGAAAUUGUGGGCGGCGCUGGGUCCGUUGCACCAACGAAAUCCGUUAAAUUGACGGAUAAGCUGUUUAUGAGAGACGAGCCCGAACGGAACGCGUGGUUGAAAGUACUCGCGGAGGAGCAGGUCAGUGUAAAACCCAAGUUCACGAAGGACAAUGUGGAGGAGAUAAAGAAGGAGGACAUACGGAAUAUGAGGCAAACUAGUAUGAAAGCGAGGCUCCAAAGUAUGUUCGAUGCGAUAUCUGGAAAAGCGGAGAGCAAGAUCAAUCCGGACGUGGUGAUUCAGGCGGACGACGUGAACGCGCCGGUCGCCGCCGCGUCCUCGGCCAGCGGUUGCGCGAGCCUCAACUCCUCGACCACGACGACUACGGUCAACACCACGCCGAUCUCCACCGCGGCGAUCGUGCCGGGCGGUACGCUCACGUCGAAACCCGACGCCAAGUCGCCGGCCUUCAGCUCGCCGGCAUCGUCAGCCCAGUCGUCGAACGUGUCGACGAUCAUCGCUCCGGUGACGAAGGGGGCGAGCUUGACGCCUACGACCUCCGGAUCGACCGGCCAAAUGGGAAUAGUCGCGACGACCGCACAGAGUGCGGAGUCGUCGCCGCAGAAGAAGGGCCCGCCGACCUUCGUUUUCGGGAAACCGAUCGCGGAAGCGUCACCGGCCGCUACGUCGAGCCCGUUACCGGGCACUCGCAAUACCUUCAACAGCGUCCUCGUCACAUCAGCUGGCGCGACUCCCGCUUUACCAACGUUCAGCAAUUUCCUCGGGGCCGACAAGACGCCGUCGAGCUCGGCGUUCGCGCCUGUGAGUUCCAGCGGCACGACGAACAGCAAGCUCGAGACCAGCAACGCUGCUGCCAUCAGCACAGUCUCGUUCACCGCGGCGAACACUCAAGCAAGUCCCAUCUUCGCCUUCGGCGCCGGCAAGCUCUCGGUAUCCAGCGCUGCGUCGCUGACGCUAACCCCGAGUCCGCCGUCUCAGUUCACCGGGACGAGGUCGUUGCCGGCUAACACGAACGCGAUCAGCGUCAACAGCUUCAACAGCGUAACGAGUCACGCGUCGAACAGCGGCGUCGUGACGACACCGGCGACAACGACGACGUCUGCGCCCCUCUUCAGCUUCGGAGGGAGCGGCGCUGCUCCAUCGGCUGCAAAGGCACACGGCAUGUUCGGACAGGCCAGCAACGCUCAGCCCCCGAACGUCUUCGGGAGCGUCGCGACGUCCUCGUCCGCGGACAACACGAGCAAAUCCUUCAGUUUCACGGCGAACGCGGUGAGCACCACCACGAGCGGCGCCACGCCGGCGUUCGGCUUACCCACCGCACCCACCUUCUCGUUAAGCACACCCGCUACGUCCGGCCCCGCCAACAACAAGCCGCUGUUCGUAUUCGGCGCCGGGAGCCUCGCCAGCGCAUCGGCCACCACGCUCGCUACGACCGCCAGCGGCGGUGCCUUCGGCACGGUCGGUCACAACGUCGUGCAGACCUUCGGGACGCCCACCACGACGACGGUCGCCGCGCCGCAAUUCGGGAUACCCGCGCCGAGCAGCGGCCCGCAGCAGUUCGGAGCGGGCGCGACUCCGCGGUUCGGGACGCCCACGACGAGCGGCGCCGCUCCGUUUGGCGCGACCACCACGUCCGUAUUCGGCAGCACGCCGGCGGCCGCAACGAGCGCGGCGGGCGUCUUCGGCACGGCCGGCAACAGCCAACAAGCGGUCUUCAGCGCCGGCGGCGCGUCUACCUCGGCUACCAGCAGUGGUAUGUUCAACCCCGCGAAGACGACGGCCGCGUCGAUCUUCGCCGCGGCGGCCACGAGCAACGCAACCUCGUCGGAGGGCGCGGCCACCUCCGGCAACCUGUUCUCCGGCGGAGCGAACGCGGCAGCCUCCGGCUCGACCGUAGCGGUAUCGUCGCAGUCGUCCAUGUUCGUCGCGAGCCCCGUCUUCGGGCAGGCCAAGCCGCCGACGACGUCCUUCGGCGCAGGCGGUACCGCCGGCAUAUUCGGCAACACGUCGACCCCGUUGUUCGGCUCGACCACCAGCUCGACGGCCGCCGGAUUCGCCAACAACGUCUCCACCAGCAGCGCCAUCGAGAGCUUCGGCGCGUCCGGCGCGACGAACGCGCCGGCGAAUACGAGCGUGCCGGCCUUCGGUAUCUUCAGCCCCACCGACAGCACACCGGUCGCUCUCUUCGGGGCGAGCCAGCCGCCAGCCGGCGGAGCUUUCGCCGCCUUCGGUGCGCAGAACUCCGCGAGCCUCACCUUCGGCGACAACAAGCCGUUGUUCGGCGCCACGUCCGCCGCUUCCUCGACCGCCUUCGGCGGCUCGCCCAUGCCCGCUUUCGGCGCCGACACCGGCAGCGCGAACAGCAACGCGAGCGCCAUGUUCUUCGGGAGCAAUCAGAAGGACGGGCAACAACAGGCCGCCGGCUUCGGCUUCGCCUCCACCUUCAACGCGGCCGGCAGCAAUCCCACCACCGUGGCGGCGCCGGCGCCCUUCCAGUUUGGAGCCACCACCGCGAAGCCAGCGGCGACAGGCUUCAACUUCACCGCACCGUCGCCAACUCCUACCAUCAAUUUCGGCACGCCCGGCACGCCGGCCUUCAACCCCUCGACCCCCGGCAUGUUCAGCAUCGGGAGCGGAUCCACCGCGCCGCGAUCUAGAGCAAUUCGCACGAGGAAGCCGAGAUGAUGGAGAAUGUAAACCGCCCGCGUGUCUCUGAGCGCACAGAUUUUCGUUGAGGCGCAACGGAGUGUUCGAAUUUGUUUUGCGUCGAUAGGAAAUACAGGCCGACCGGCGCGCGCACGCGUACAGAAUCCUCGACAUUUUUCUAUUUCCGGUGUGAACAGAUAAAAAUAAGAUGUCGCAACAGAUUGCACACACACACGCGCGCGCGCGUGCGCGCAUACAUACACUGUGAAAAUGAUAAGUAACGUACCGCGCGCUAUUCGCCGAUGCUUUCAGUACGAGAACGCACACCUCAUCAUUGUCGAGUGAAACUCGUGUGUGAGUAUAAAUGUUCUUCCACAUUAUAUGACGGAAAUGUAUCAGUACGUUAACAUGAUAAUUGCAAUUCAACGAACAAGUGAGGUGUGUUUGUGUGUGUAUACGAGAGCGUGUAUGAAUGUAUGUGUGUAUAAUGUAUUGAGAAGAUUGCUCGUAUCUCAUGUAAACGAAAGUACCGGGGCGAUUGUGGAUCGAUUUGUACACGACCUGCUGCUUUAAAUAUAUUCCAGAAGCUGUUGAAA
Molecule: messenger RNA, 5142 nt
Organism: Dinoponera quadriceps
Lineage: Eukaryota; Metazoa; Arthropoda; Insecta; Hymenoptera; Formicidae
Product: nuclear pore complex protein Nup214-like
Exons: 5
Coding region: 218-4585 (1455 amino acids)
Source: RefSeq, a predicted model, not a curated record